Sphenostylis stenocarpa is the source of this 369-nucleotide messenger RNA. The record is from the annotation of a GenBank genome assembly. Lineage: Eukaryota; Viridiplantae; Streptophyta; Magnoliopsida; Fabales; Fabaceae.
AUGGAGGACGCUUCAAACCCUCUCUUCUUUCACCAUUCAGAUGGUCCUGGCCUCAGCCUUAACAAGCUUGGUUUUAUUGAUAGUUCUCUCCCUCAGCCUACCGCAGAUGAUCCUAACCUUGCUGUUUGGUUUCACUACAAUAAUGUUUCAGUAUGGGAAGAAUUGACUGCUUUCAAACCUGUCUGCAGUUGCUCUUGUGGAGAAAUUCGUCCCCUUCUUGAAAAUUUUGCUACUGAGCAUGCUAUUCAAGAAGAAAAACAGAGAGAAAUUGGGAUGCCUUCAACCUCUAUUGUUGAAUCUCCACAUGCCUUUGUUGUCAAGGUUCUUGUAAAGUCCUUUAAGCCUGGCAAGAAGGAUCGCCCUUUAUGA